Molecule: messenger RNA, 2029 nt
Organism: Aethina tumida (small hive beetle)
Lineage: Eukaryota; Metazoa; Arthropoda; Insecta; Coleoptera; Nitidulidae
Exons: 3
Coding region: 107-1990 (627 amino acids)
Biological process (GO): engulfment of apoptotic cell; apoptotic process involved in development; phosphatidylserine exposure on apoptotic cell surface
Cellular component (GO): plasma membrane
Source: RefSeq, a predicted model, not a curated record
UGUGAAUGUAUCCUGUAAAUGUCCUGUUAUCUCUUAUCUAAAUUAGAUAAGAUUUUUUUAAUAGUGUUGUGCAUUGUGUUCGAUUCUAGAAGCUUAAAAUGAAAGUAUGUUAGUAUCAGAUGCAAAUAACGAGGUAUAUAAAGUAACAAGAAAGACUUUGCUUGGUUGGGAAUUGACCCUCCUUCAAGAUGCUAUAUUUAAUUAUUUUAUUCCGUCAUUAGCAUCUUGCGUACUUUACAUAGCCAUUUUGGCUUGUGAUAUUGGUGUUAUCUUCCGUCAGUUCAAAGACGAAGAACCAAUAUGGGCUGGAAUGACAAUUUUGUUCAUAUGCAUGCCCAGCAUUACCAGUUAUAUGGUCAUCAUAUCCGACUGGGACCUGUGGCCUAAUCAAGUGGGUUUUGGCUGUGAAAAUAUUGAGUGGGCUCUUGUUAAAACUGUAGAACAUAUAUUUUUUCCGAUUUGGCAAUUAUGGAGAUACGGGGAAAGACUUUUUUGGUCCAUAGAUGCUAUUAUUUUACAAGACGACGAUGAAAGGGCAGAUUCACUUGAACACGUUUAUGCUCCAAGGGACAUUGAGCUAUCCAUAUUUUUACAGUCAUAUCAACAUGCCUUACCUCAAAUUUUGUUGCAGUUGUUCAUAUUGAUGCGACACGAAAGUGAACUUAAAUCACAAACAGAGAACAUCCAAGUAGUAUCAAUAAUUCUGAAUUUAAUCAAAGUCUCUGUAACAACGACCCACUUCCAAAGAUUUAAAACUCAAAAACUGGCAGGAAAGCAGUACCCGUGGUACAAACAGUACAAAAAACAAUAUGAAACAAAUAAACCGUUAAUUAAAACGAAUUCCACGAUUGAAUUAAGAAGAACCGGAGUUCUUGUACCUAGAAAAAGUAUGGAAAUUGAAAGGCUAUCAAUAGCAACUAUAACUUCGUUAAAGAAAAAAAUCAGAAGUUCCUCAGUUUUAAAUUUAAUUGGAAUUGAUAAGCACAAAGAAAUUGAACAACAACAAAACAAAGAUGUGAGUGAUAAAAAUGUGAAUAGGUCAAACGUAGAUGAUACAUUGGACCAAACCCUUAUAGAAGCGAACUUAGAUGAUACGCAUGCAGAAACAGUUGCUUUAAGAAACAUUGCGGAAGAUCCAAGAAUUACUUUAAGGAGAAACAGUUCUGAUAUAUAUUUAGAACCUAUAAUGCAUUCAAAACCACCAACUUUUAAUAACGACACAAGUGAUGAAGAAGAAGAAACAUAUUUGGAAACUAACAUUGAUGACGUUCUUAAAGAAGAAAUAAAAGCUCCAGUUGAGAAUGUCACUUUACGAAAUAAUGUAGAUGAAUGUUCGAGAUACAAUACGUACAGUACAAGACAAACAAUUAUAGAAACAGAUAAACAUCAGUCGAAAUAUUUAAAUAGGGAUGCAUAUAAUUCAGAGAAAACUGUGAUAAACUCACCAAAAACAGAUAUCUAUGACGUUAAACGAGUAAUUCACGUCAAAGGGAUGGUGGAUGAUGAUUUUGCGGGAAAAUCCAUUGCUAUUUUGUGGUGGUUUACAUUUCUCUUGGCUAGAGUACUAGCACUAUCAGCAUUUGCCUAUUUUUACUUUGUGGAAACUAUUUACUUAGUCUCGUCGCACUACAUAUUAGUGAUAGCUGUACUUGUCUAUGACGUAAAAUCAGAUUCUAUGAACAGGGGAAAAUUACCGUUUUUCAUAUUUCUAGGAUACAUUUACAUAUUUUGUAUAAUAGAGUUUAAAAUCAAAUUUAAGAAGGCUACUGUACUUUAUUAUGGCUAUUUUUUCCUUGUUUUCUUUGAAAAUAUAACAAUGUGUCUGAUAUGGUUCUAUCAAAAAUUAGAUACUUUGCAAACUGAUUUUUGGUUUAAAUAUAUAUUUUAUAUAGUUCUUCUAGCGUCGGUGUGUAGUUUGUCUUCUAUGAUUUUUUAUAUGACAAUAAAUAAACCACAAAAAGUUGUAACAAAAAGUCUUAUUAAGAUCUAAAACACUUUUUAUUUUAGUGAUUUUAUUUUGUAUUAAUAA